Molecule: messenger RNA, 348 nt
Organism: Staurois parvus
Lineage: Eukaryota; Metazoa; Chordata; Amphibia; Anura; Ranidae
Source: the annotation of a GenBank genome assembly
AUGAUUUGGGUGGGUGUUGGGGGGGGGGGGGGGGGGGGGGGGGGGGGGGGCGGGGGGAGGGGGGAGAGCUUCCUGCGUACUCGCUGGAUUUGGUGCUCCAGGCUGGGCGGUGUCUCCUGUUCCCUUGGUGACUGUGGUGUCCCCUCCCCCCAGGAUCCGCUGACGGUGGUGAGGGAGCGCUGCGAGAAGGCGGAGCAAUGCGUGAAGGCGCGGGAACAGUUGGAGAUUUGUGAGACUCGAGUCAACUCCCGAUCCCACACCGAGGAGGAAUGUGUGGAGGAAUUGUUCGACUUCCUGCAUGCCAGGGACCACUGUGUCGCUCACAAGCUUUUCAAACAUCUGAAGUAG